Molecule: messenger RNA, 3094 nt
Organism: Pundamilia nyererei
Lineage: Eukaryota; Metazoa; Chordata; Actinopteri; Cichliformes; Cichlidae
Gene: nmur3
Product: neuromedin U receptor 3
Exons: 4
Coding region: 1-1419 (472 amino acids)
Biological process (GO): neuropeptide signaling pathway
Cellular component (GO): plasma membrane
Molecular function (GO): neuromedin U receptor activity
Source: RefSeq, a predicted model, not a curated record
AUGAACGCACAGAGAGCGGAUAGUCAGAAACGACUUGCAGAUGAGCAGAACCAAGUGCUUCAACACCCCAGCACUGAAUACCCCAAGAAACCAGCAGAGGAUGUUUUGACACCUUCAUUUGUUCCUCCAGCCUUCCUCUCAACAAUGGACCUCUUUUUGCAGGGAUCCUCUUUAAACCUAUCAAAACUGCUCCACAAUAUCAGCAUUCCUGUCAAUCCCUCUGGGAAUUAUACUAACAACCAGUUCACAGAGGUCAACCUCUUUGAAAUCCUGGGUCCGAAACGCUCUCCCUUUUUCUUCCAAGUGACCAGUGUUUACCUUCUCAUCUUUCUCAUUGGCUUGUCUGGAAAUCUGCUCACAUGUGCAGUGAUUGCAAAGCACAAAAAAAUGCGUAAUCCUACAAACUUUUACCUUGUGAGCCUGGCUGUAUCGGAUCUUCUCGUGCUUUUGUUCGGGAUGCCCUUGGAGAUUUAUGACCUGUGGCAGAACUAUCCAUUCCCCUUUGGUGAGGGUGGCUGCUACUUCAAAACGUUCCUGUUUGAAACUGUGUGCUUUGCCUCCAUCCUUAACGUCACAGUUCUGAGUGUGGAGAGGUACAUAGCUGUGGUAUAUCCACUCAAAACACGAUACUUGUCGACUAACCAGCACGCUAAACGGGUCAUCACCAUUGUGUGGGUGGUUUCGAUGAUCUGUGCCAUCCCCAACACCUCACUGCACGGCAUCUUCUACCUGCCAGAGAGAAUGGAGGAGUCAGCUAUUUGCACUGUGCUGAAACCUUUGUGGAUCUAUAACCUGGUCAUGCAAAUCACAACUGUCUGCUUCUAUUUUAUACCCAUGAUGGUUAUUAGCAUGCUGUACUUAGUCAUGGGCCUUCAUUUGGGGAGAGAAAGGCGCCAGUCCAGUGGGAACCUGGGAAAGAAUUGUUGCAGCACUCGAAGGAAGAUGAGAGUGGAGAAUGGCCGAAGGAGACAGGUCAUCAAAAUGCUCUCAAUCGUGGUGGCAGUGUUUGGAGUCUGCUGGGCACCCUUUCACAUCGAGCGUCUUCUGUGGAGCUCUAUCAGCCAGUGGACCGACUUGAUGCACAACAUUUAUCAAUAUGUCCACAUCCUGUCGGGCGUCUUCUUCUACCUCAGCUCUGCAGUCAACCCUAUCAUCUACAGCCUGCUCUCCACGCGGUUCAGAGAGUGUUUUCGAGAACUUGUUUGUUCCCAGGGGGAGGACAAUAACUCUGUCAGAGACUCCCCUCCUUUUCCUAAAAUUUUGCUGGAUCCCUCCGUUGCAAGUUCAAGGGGUCAGGCCGAGGGGAAGGACUCUAAUGCUUUCAUCCCUUUGCUGUCCCCUAAUAUGACACUGAGUAUGGACACUGAAAUCCUCACAUGUGCUUGUACAGACACAACGUGCAAGACCUCUGUAUUCUGACUUUUUAUUUGAACAAGCUAGAAAGCAGCUGGUGCAGAAAUAUUGUAAACUGACAGGUUAACAUUUUGGAUCUUAGGUUUAUUUGUUUCCAGAAUUUGCUGACAUGAUGCUGUAUGAUGAAUACUGCCAGAAGAAAAUGAGCUUAGCUUAGAACGGAGACUUGAAACAAAUGAGGACAAGUAGUCUGUGUCAUAAUGUAAUGAAACUGUCUCGUCUGCUUGUCUCUGACCCUUUUAUUAACAUUGGCUCAUCUCAAAAGUAAAAAAAAGGUUCUAGUUGAUGAGCCAUGUAAAUCCAAAAGUUGCUUUCAUGUUGUAUUUUAGUGCAAAGAGAGAUCAUUUGGAAGAAAAUAACAAAAUCUACUGCAAAAUCAUGACACUGGAAAUGUAUGAAUUUUUGGCAGUUAGGCUGAUGAGACUAUGGAGCAUGAUGUUAUUGGGGACUGGGACGGGACCCCCUGAUGUUUAGUGAUGGUGGAGGAAAAAUAUGGUUGACAGGAUAGGAGGUUGAAUGUGAAAGAAACCCCCCUUUUUUUAAAUAUCAAGAUACCGUUAAAAAUACAUUGUAAAGGUAAAGGGCAUAUAUUUGUUUUUUAAAUCUUUGAGAGCCAAGCUAACCGUCCGCCUAUAUUUACAGUCUUUAGUUGCUUAGCUUUCCUGUAGCUCCAGUAUCAUAUUUAGCAGUAGUAUUAUGGAUAUUCUCAUAUAAUCCUAGCAAAGGAUGUGGAUAAGCAUAAUUUCCAGUAUGUUUUGCUAUUUUAUUUAAACUUAUCACAUGUCACUAAAAAGCUUGGAUGUAAAAUGAUUAUUUAUCCUUUGUUUGAAGCUUUGAAUCAUAUUUGACAACAGUGCCUGCACAUUUUACCUGCUGUCUUAUUUUUUAACUGCUGUAUGCCUUAUGUCAGAAAGUGGAAAAUCAGAUCGAUCUGAGCCAAAUGAUUACAUGUUGUAAUUGAUAUGUUGUACCUGAAAAUUAACGUGAUGCUAAUUUGCAAAAAGAAGUAGUAUAUGUCUCUGUGUUUCAGUGGGACAAAGAAUGUGAUAAUUUAUUGUGAGCUGUUGCUAAUGUUUUUGGGGUUUUUUCUCUUGCAUGGCCAGCCGGUAAGCUGUUGUUCACUGUGAUUGCAAAAAUGAAAACUGAUUAUGGCUAUUGUGCAAUGGCUAAUUCAAAAGCAAAAUAAAUAUUAAGCAGUCUAUAUACAUAGCUGUCACAUGCUUGAACUAUGUAAAUGCUGGAAACACAUUAUUAGAGUGCUGUCAUUUUGAUUACGGAACCAUGAAACUGAAGAGUUUAUUCAUCACCGUGAUUGCAUUAUGAAAUUUCUUUUUCCACAAGAGUUUAUAGACCUAGUGUGGUUUGAAUCAAAAUAAUAAGGUAGGACAGAUUGACUGGUUGAAUGUAUUGUGUCUUUAGAGUCACUAGUAAGUUGUCCUACUGCCCUUGUGUUGCUGGCCUAAAUAUGUGGUAGUCUUCACCAAUCCCACCACAUAUUACAGGCUGUAUACCCACCUCACUUAGCAAUAGAAUAUGUUAUUCUUACCUUUUUGCUUAUUAUUUAGGUAUCCUUGAACCAGUUAUCUCUUUUAGGCCCAUUGGCCUCGCUGUUGGCUUUCCAGCAGGUGGUUUUCUACACUUUUUUGUUAUGAAUGAUUACUGUUGAAGCAGGGGCACUGCA